AGGAGGUUUAUUAAUAUGCCUUUUCAUUUACAUGUGAUUUGUUGCACUAUCUCAUACUUGCUGGAUUUUUUCAGUGAUGGAUUCUUUUUUGCUGUAAAGGAGGUUUCUCUGUUGGAUCAAGGAAAUCAGGGAAAACAGAGCAUUCUCCAGCUUCAGCAGGAGAUCUCUCUUUUAAGUUGGUUUGAACAUGAAAACAUAGUUCAGUACUUUGGCACAGACAAGGAUGACAAGAUGCUUUAUAUCUUCCUUGAGCUUGUAACAAAAGGUUCACUUGCAAAUCUCUAUCAAAAGUAUAAUUUGAGGGAUUCUCAGGUCUCUGCAUACACAAGGCAGAUCCUUAGUGGUUUAAAGUAUCUACACGAGCAAAAUGUGGUUCACAGGUAAUAUAAUGAUCUUACUGAUGAAUUGUUU
Pistacia vera is the source of this 411-nucleotide messenger RNA. RefSeq names its product mitogen-activated protein kinase kinase kinase 1-like. Gene Ontology annotation, biological process: protein phosphorylation. The transcript is spliced from 3 exons. The record is from RefSeq and is a predicted model, not a curated record. Gene Ontology annotation, molecular function: ATP binding; protein kinase activity. NCBI's taxonomy places the organism in Eukaryota, Viridiplantae, Streptophyta, Magnoliopsida, Sapindales, Anacardiaceae. The coding region runs from base 16 to 384 and encodes 122 amino acids.